Molecule: messenger RNA, 1062 nt
Organism: Pocillopora damicornis (cauliflower coral)
Lineage: Eukaryota; Metazoa; Cnidaria; Anthozoa; Scleractinia; Pocilloporidae
Source: RefSeq, a predicted model, not a curated record
AUACGGUCGUUCGACACAACCUUUAAACGGGGUACCACUUUAACAUCUCUCCCCUCCUUUACAUAUAUCGCGUUGCUGAAGAAGUUGACAGAGCUCAUCAAGAAUUUAUUCAAAAUGUCGAGCGAAGUUUUGCUUAAGGUUCGUGAGAGAAUGCAAAAGAUGAAAGACAAAAUUGAAGAUGCUGAAAAUAGGGAACACGACGCCAAAGAGGAAUGCAAAGAGGUAGAGGCGACAUUGGGCCAGAAUGAAACCGACAUUGACUCGAUGAAAAAGCGAAUUCAGCUCCUUACGAAAGAGCUGGAUGAGAAGAAUGCUCUACUAGAGGAGAGAAAAAUGAAAAGUGGCCAAUUAGAGGAAAAGUACGAGAAGGAGAACGAAGUUGUUCGCGAGCUUGAGAACGUUGAGAUCGGCGAGGAUGAAAGGAUGCACGAAUUGGAGACGGAUUUGACCGAGACGAGUCAAAAAGCGGAGCAACUGGAACUACAAAAUACGGAACUGAGGCAAAAACUUGGCCAGUUAGAGAACGAGAUUCAAAAGGCUCAGGAACGCGAGGGUGCCGCUUUAGAAAAGAUCGAUUCCUUGACUGACCGUGUCACCCAAGCCGGAGAAAAUUUGCGAGACCUGGAGCAGAGAGAUGAAGACGCCAGCGAGCGUGAGCAGUUUAACGAGGACAAGGUGAGCUUCCUGAAGGAGCAACUAAAAGAAAUGCUGGCCGCAGCUGAAGACCACGAAAGGAAAAUCCCCCCAUUAGAGCGAGUAAUCGAUCAGAUGACGACAGAAAUACGCGAUUGGAACGGUAAGGUCGAGGAAGUGAGAAAGGAGAUGGAAGAUAUGGAGAUGUUGGUUGGAGGAGACUUAAGCGACGAUGAAGAUGACGUCAAAGCGGGGAAGAAAGCAGCGGUGCCAACGACUAGAGAAACAAAUGUCUGUCAAGAGCCCGAUGAGGAACCAGGAGAAGAUGACGAUGAAAGAGCGAGAAAUGAAGAGAGAAAGCGGUACGAUGACCACGACGACGACGACGAAGAGGAGGAGGAAGACGACGACUAGCACUAGCAUGAACAC